Messenger RNA from Chelonoidis abingdonii (Abingdon island giant tortoise), 1468 nucleotides. RefSeq names its product zinc finger protein 641-like. Gene Ontology annotation, molecular function: RNA polymerase II transcription regulatory region sequence-specific DNA binding; DNA-binding transcription factor activity, RNA polymerase II-specific. Gene Ontology annotation, cellular component: nucleus. Gene Ontology annotation, biological process: regulation of transcription by RNA polymerase II. NCBI's taxonomy places the organism in Eukaryota, Metazoa, Chordata, Testudines, Testudinidae. The record is from RefSeq and is a predicted model, not a curated record.
UGAAAUUGCUGGAGCUACAGAGCUGGGCUCCGUGUGUGUGGCUGGACCGGACUUCGCAAGUGUUCGUGUCUCGUGCCCCACGCGAGCCCCCGAGGCUCCCAGCGGGGUUCACACGCCCCAGAUCAUGGGGGAGCAGCAGAGAGAUGGCUCCGUGGGGCUGGGAGCUGUGCCAAGGGGGCUGGCGAGCCCAGCAGCUGCCCAUGUGCCCCAAGAUAAACAUGACCCCAGCAGGGCCCUCUAGACCUUGUGUCAGCCACGGGUCUCCGGCAGAGCAGUUAGCUCCAUAGGGGGCCAUACACACAUCCCCGUGGGGCUGUGCCCUGGCCUCUGACCUCCCUGUCCCCCCCACAGAUCGGCCUGCCCUGGGCGAGGAGGGGAGCGGGCUGGCACAGGAGCUGGUGGUCGCUGCGGCUGGCUACCAGGCGCUGGUGGGGUUCGAGGAGGUGGCCAUGUAUUUCUCCCGGGAGGAGUGGGGGCUCCUGGACGAAGGGCAGAGGCAGCUUUACAGGGACGUCAUGCAGGAGAAUUACCAGACUCUGAUCUCGCUGGGCUUCCCUGUCCUCGACCUGGCUGUGAUCUCCUGCAUGGAGCGAGAGGAAGAGCUGAGAGUCCCUGAUCUCCAGGGCUCCAAGGAAUGGGAGCUCCUGAGAGGCGCCCACAUAGCAGGUGCCGGGAGAGAGAAGGGGAAGUCCCAACAGGAAGGGGCUAUGGGAGCGGAGCUGAAUGGGACGUCCCGGAGCCCUGAACGGGGAGAUGGUGGCAGAAAAGCACGUCAGCAGGCAGAGAAGGAGCCAGGGCGCAGGCGCAGGAGGGCAUGGCCCGUCAACUGUGGGGACUGUGGGAAAAGCUUCAUGAAGAACUCAGAGUUAAUCAAACACCAGCGCACGCACACGGGUGAGAGGCCCUACCGGUGUCCUGAUUGCGGGAGGUGCUUCGCCAUCCGCUGCACCUUGGAUCGCCACCAGCGGAUCCACACCGAUGAGCGGCCCUUUCCCUGCACCCGCUGCGGGAAGAGCUUCAAGCUUAGCUCGUCCCUGAGCCGGCACUGGCGUGUCCAUGCUCAGGAGGGGCCCUGUUUCUGCGCUGAAUGCGGCAGGGGUUUCCGGCACAGUGCUGCACUGAUCCAGCACCAGGCUGAGCACCUGAACCAUGGAGACCCCACCAACGGACCUGUGCGGACACGGGUCUACAAGGACCCAUUCGUCCAGGCAUGGGACCUUGAGGGGGAGGCUGGUGGGAUGUGGUAUGCUGAACCUGUGAAAGAGGAGAGUGGGUGAUGGGAUCUGCACUUGAGUUGUGGGUCUGGGCAAGAGAUGCUGGAGUGAGAAGAGAGCAGCUCUAAGGAAUGCAGGGACUGAACCUGUGAUCUCUGGAUCUAAUAUCUGGAGCUGGGCUGUGAGACAGUGUGGUCUAGGGCAGUGGUUCUCAACCGGGGUAAAUGUAUCCCUGGGGAUACACAGAGCUCUUC